UCCGAAAACCUGUGGUUACGUCAGCGUCACACGCUUAGACAGGUUCCGCCUGGACCAGCGCUGUAAAGGUGUGGACUUGCACAUUUGACGAUGGGAGCCAUAAUAUCACGGUGGAAGACGAAGCCUUCCACUGUGGAACUUCUCGAGUCGCUUGAUAAGGAUGUAAAGGACCUGGAGGAGUUUCGUACGAAGAACCAGCGUUUGUUGAAGUUGUGGGUCGGCCGACUUCUCUUCUACUCAUCUGCUCUGUAUCUGUUCACUUGCGUGUUUGUGUAUUACCUUUACUUUCCUGAACAGUGGAGCGCUCGAAUCAUCACUGCCCUGCCUUUACUCUUCUUUCCAGUACUUGUGUUUUUGCUACGAAAGUUUCUCAUCUUCCUCUUCUCUAAACGCACAGAAAGAAACAAUGAAAAGUUAGAAGAUUUAAAAACGCAGAAACGAAAAAUACUAGAGGAGGUGAUGGAAAAGGAGACCUACAAAAACGCUAAACUCAUACUGGAGAGAUUUGACCCGGAGUCUAAAAAGAAAGCAGAAGCUGAAGCCACUCCGGUCAGACCCCAUAUGACCCCUCGGCCAGGUCAAGAUCUACGACAGCGCCAUGUUGCCAUGGCUACUCCGGGACUGUUGCCAAUGACUCCAGGAGCCACACCACUCCGCACCGCCCCAGGCGGGCCUCCAGAGAAAGGGGGGGCGGGGCCUGUGACCAGCCCUCCCAGUACGCCACAACAAAUGAUGAGACAAAGCAUGAGUCCAUACUCUCCAGGACCAGGAUCAGGUAUGCGUCCGCCUGGUCCGCCUCUUGCUCGGCCCAUUCUCCCUCGAGAACGCACCUCUGUGGAUAGAGUCAUUGAGUAUUUGGUUGGAGAUGGACCUCAGAACAGAUAUGCAUUGAUUUGCCAGCAGUGUUUUUCACAUAAUGGUAUGGCUUUAAAGGAAGAAUUUGAAUAUAUAGCAUUCCGUUGCGCAUACUGUUAUUUCAUGAACCCGGCGAGAAAGACCCGCCCCCAGGCACCCAGACUCCCAGAGUUCAGCUUUGAGCGCAGACUCCGCUCUGAAUCUCCCGAAACACAGUCUUCUGCUGCCACAGAGACGCCAGAGGACAGCGACGCUCCUGAAGUGGCGGCCCGUUCCACUCGUGUUUCACACUCUGGCACCCCCUGGAGUAAAGUUCAUAGUUUCAGCAGAACUCACUCAGAUGACAUGGAAAAAACAACAUCCACUGAACCUCAAGACCCCACCGCUGGACAUGCUGCUGUCGAUCAUGAGCCGGGCACAGAGAUGACAAACAGCCGACGCAGUCCCGUCCCAUCAGAGGAUGCCCAGCUGAAAGAAGAAGAGGCCGCAAUUGGGGAGGAGCAGCAGAAAGAGGAGUCCAACUGAAAUCUGUCUGACUGUUGAGCUUUCACUUCUUCUGUUCAUGACUUCGUUUUCUGGCGUUCGUGUUCAUUUGUAUAAUUCUAUUGGCUGGCAAGAAUUUUUACAGAUCAUUUAUUUAUUUAUUGUUUGAGCGCAGCCUUUAGAUAAAGUAGAGCACGCUAUCUCAUUACAUUAUUUAAUAGAGAUGAUGUGGUAUGUGACCCACAGUGUCAACAUCAACCAAACAUUUGCACGUUUUUUUGUGAGGGUUAUACACAAAACAAACUACAGCUGCAAAAAAAGUCAGAAGGUUGAAAGCAUCAGUUUUGUUAAGUGUUAACAUUCAAUAUUACAGAGUUAAUAGGAACAAACAUGUAGCAGGGUUAUUUUGACAAGAGUUUUGUUUUCUUUAAUGUUUACAGGAUGACUUAGUGUAAAAAAUACACUCUUUGCCAAAAGUGUUAUGUUAUUUUGGAUAUUUAUUGCUUUUGUUUUAUUUGCGUGUUUAAUUUUCGGCCGACGGUUUGUUGGUUGGUUUGUAUAAUUCAAUUGUCUUGUGCCUUUCUGGUUAGGAACUUGCUGCACUGAUAGGCUUUUACAAAAUGUGACAAAAGAAUUCAAAACAUGCUUUGGAUGUUUUCUGCGUUGAUAGAAGUUAACACUUAGGUAAAUUAAUGAUACAUGAUGUUUAUUCAUAAAUAUAUAGUCUGAAUAUUUUUUUGGAGUUUUCUAAAGUGUCUCAGCUCAACAGGAACACAUCAAUUUUGUGUACUUGUGAACUGGAAGUAGUCAUUUGUUUCAGGUUGGCUGUGCACGUGUCUGUUGAAUUGACAGAAUUUUGCGUGCGCAUGUAAAACCCAAUAAACAUUUGCUUUUCUACAGCAUGAUUCAUUAAACAUUUUGAUGCAAAAAGCAAACCUCGCUGUCAAAUUUAAAACCUAUUUCCUUUGCUGAUGUCUCAGCAAUUGUUUUUAAUACCCUCCAGGGAAAGAUAUAGAAUCCUGCAGGAAAAUUCUACUGGAUUUAAUGGUUAUAAUAGGAAUUUUCUUGGAUUUCAUGGAAUCUAUAGUGGUCUCUGAAUAGAUCACUGCUGGUUGUGUUCUAUUAGUGUGUGGGAACAAAGAAUAAAAAAACAUGAAGAGUU
Triplophysa dalaica is the source of this 2500-nucleotide messenger RNA. It is a transcript of the gene lnpkb, whose product is annotated as lunapark, ER junction formation factor. The record is from RefSeq and is a predicted model, not a curated record. NCBI's taxonomy places the organism in Eukaryota, Metazoa, Chordata, Actinopteri, Cypriniformes, Nemacheilidae. Gene Ontology annotation, cellular component: endoplasmic reticulum tubular network. Gene Ontology annotation, biological process: endoplasmic reticulum tubular network organization. Bases 91 to 1380 code for a protein of 429 amino acids. The transcript is spliced from 14 exons.